UAUAUAUACACACACACAUACACAUAUACACACAUACACACACAUACAUACAUAGGCGAUAUAUUGCUAUUUUCUCUUCAGUAAACACCCACUGCUGCUCAUUAUUUGUAAACAGUUAACAUGUUUGGGAAUCCGACCGUUGUUUCUGCAUAAUGAACCCUGUCGAAGUGGACGAGAUAACCGGACUCGGGUCCUACCUAAAGUCGGUGGAUUGGAGUGAAAGAUGGUUCCUUGGACUUGGUACCUUCCAUGUUAUUUGUGCUCUCCUUACUAUAUUUACCAAAUCACAUGGAACUUCUCAAACUCUGCAUUUUGCUGUCAUGUUGUUACUGGUCUAUUCAGCAAAAUACAUAAACGAGUGGGCUGCUAAAAACUACAGAUUAUUUGCUGAGCAACAGUACUUUGACAGCAAUGGUCUAUUUAUCUCGCUUGUGUUCUCAGUACCAAUACUUUUGAAUUGUUUGGUUAUAGUUAUUCUCUGGCUGUGGAAUGUCGGACACUUGAUUGCUGAUGUGAAAAGGCUGAAAUACAAAGUGAAAGCCAAAUACCAAAGCAAAAUUGAUAAAUCAGAAAAAAAACCUGAAGAACAGACAGAAGAAAGCCAAAAAGAGAAAUGAAUUUAGAAGAUGGAAUUAGUUGUCUUACAAAAUAAAGCUGUUUAGUGUGAAAAUACACAUUUUUCUAAUGUCUGUUUUCAACGAAUGAUAGUGAUUACCACUUUCAGAAUUGUAUUUUAAAUUUACCAUUUUAUGAUCCUUUCUCUUUUAAUCAACCUUAAUCAAUGAAGAAAGUCAUCAACCCUUUCAGAAAAUGACUGAAUAUAUUUAGGAUUUUCAUAAAGAAAUUUUGUAACUUAUUUAGUUUUGGGAGUAAGAAAAGAAAAUGAAAAAAUUAAAUGUAUCAUUGCAAAACCUAUUUGUAUUUUCUACAAAAUGACAUUCAUUAUGAGGAAUUUCAAAACAAAAAAGAAAAAAAGAGAAAAGAAAAAAUUGUUUUGUUAUCAAUUAAAAACUUAGAUUUUAUCUUACUCUUCAGAAGACAAAAUAAAAUUUUGGUUUUAUGCUUAUGUAGUAGAAAUUUUAAAAAAAUGGAAUAAAAUGUAAUAUUUUUAUAGCAAA
Messenger RNA from Octopus bimaculoides (California two-spot octopus), 1118 nucleotides. RefSeq names its product transmembrane protein 18. The record is from RefSeq and is a predicted model, not a curated record. Gene Ontology annotation, cellular component: nuclear membrane. Lineage: Eukaryota; Metazoa; Mollusca; Cephalopoda; Octopoda; Octopodidae.